Molecule: messenger RNA, 2346 nt
Organism: Pyricularia grisea
Lineage: Eukaryota; Fungi; Ascomycota; Sordariomycetes; Magnaporthales; Pyriculariaceae
Exons: 7
Coding region: 1-2115 (704 amino acids)
Cellular component (GO): cytosol
Molecular function (GO): asparagine synthase (glutamine-hydrolyzing) activity
Source: RefSeq, a predicted model, not a curated record
AUGUGCGGCUCAGCAGUCAUCGUAUCUCUGCGCCGUCAGCAUGCGGAAACCAAUGGGGUCGCGGCAGCCAAGGCGGCCGACAAGGAAAACAGGCUUUCGAAGAGCCUUGAUCUUAUGGCGCACCGCGGCCCCGAUGGUCGGGGCAUCUGGAUUGACCCGACGGCAGCAGUUGGUCUCUCACAUGCCCGUCUUGCCAUCAUUGGCCUCUCGGCCGACGGCAACCAGCCCCUGCAUGACGACCAAGAACACAUCCACGCUGUGAUCAAUGGCGAGAUCUACGACCAUGAUCGCCUUCGCCAGGAGUGUGUCGACGCCGGCUACAAGUUUAAGGGCCACAGCGACUCUGAAGUUGCCGUCGCCUUGUACCAGAGAUACGGCGCCCCGGAGUUCCUGGAGCACUGCCGGGGUGAGUUUUCCAUGGUAGUCUACGAUGACCGCUCCGGGGAGGUCUUUGCGUGCCGCGACCGCUGUGGCGUCAAGCCCCUGUUUUACACCAUUGUCCAAGACGAGUUGUGGUUCUCAUCCGAGGUUAAGGGGUUUUUGGGUUUGGGCUGGAAGCCCGAAUGGGAUGUCGAGUCCAUUGCAAUGGGCACAACCAUGAUUGGACGCAGCACCAUGUUCAAGGGCGUCAAGAGGAUCGAACCCGGAUUUUUCAUGAAGGUCACUCGUGAUGGAGAAAUUACCCAUGCCAAAUACUGGGAUCUAGACUUUCCCGACAAGACCGAGAUUGACAACCGUUCUAUGGAAGAGAUGGUCGAAGAGCUGCGUGCAGAACUAGUCAAUGCGGUACGUCUCCGCCUUCGAGCCGAUGUACCAGUGGGCAUCUAUUUGUCAGGUGGCCUUGAUUCGUCGUUGGUUGCAGGCAUUGCAAAGAUGCUCCUCGAAAAGGAGGGUGUCACUGCUGGUAGUCAAAAACUGUCAGAUCGAAUCACCACAUUCACCAUAGCGGUGAAUAGCGACGAAAGCAACUCGGUGUACAAUGAAGCUUCAAUUGCGAGCAGGACGGCCAAAUGGCUCGGCGUGAAGCAGAAGACGUUGAACGCGGACGAGGAACUUCUGGCCUCAAAUUUUGAGGACUCAUGUUGGUUCGUCGAACAACCAGUCUUCAAUCUCUCAAUUUGUUCCAAGGUCGUGUUGUCCAAACUUGCUCGCGAUAGCGGCAUCACUGUCAUCCUCACAGGUGAAGGCGCGGAUGAGACAUUUGCUGGAUAUCCGUGGAUGCUUCCCGACCUGGUCACUGAGCCUGACUACUCGCGGCCGGACGCAGCCAUGAACAAAGAUAUCGACAAGCUGCGUUAUCCUGUCCGUGAACAAAUGCUUGAUUUGUGGACCAAGCUAAGCAAUCCCGAACUGCUCCAGCAGUUUAAGGGUAUCAAGACCGAGACGUGGGAGCAGAUGAAUCAUGUGGGCACGCCACUUUUCAUGGAGAACAACAGCGGGCUCCACUUGGUCGACCACAAACUCCGCGCCAAGUACAAUGUCGACCAGCGAAUACACAGAGUUUUGGAUAAUUUCAAUCAGGGGGCCCUGGAAAGUGUCCGGGGCAAGUGGCAUUCUCUCAAUUCAUCAGUCUACUUUAACCACAAGACUCUACUCACAAACUACGUCAUCCCCUUAAACGGCGACCGAACGGAAAUGGCCAACAGUAUCGAGGGUCGACCACCUAUUUUAGACCACAAGGUACUCGAAAUCGCAGCCACGAUUCCGCCCAGCGUCAAUAUUGGCUACUUCCCAGAGGGUUCCAGAUUGAACAGCGGUGCUACCUUGUUCAGAACCAAUAAGGACGACGAGCUCAUAACCAGGUUCCGAGAGAAGUUUAUUCUGCGAGAAGCAGCAAAGCCCUUUGUCACAGGCGAGAUUUACAGUAGGCCCAAGCACUCUUUUAUGGCGUCAACCAAGUACCGCACUGGAGGCCCCAUACACAAGAUCAUCACAAAGCUUCUCACAAAAGAAAACGUCGAAGCACUCGGCUUCCUCGAUUGGCCCAAAAUACAGGGCCAUUUGGCUAAGGCAUUUGACGAGUCGGGCAGUCAGGAUUUCACCCCUUGUUUGUUGGCAGCAUCUUUUGUUGUAAUCGGCCAGAGAUUUGGUGUAGCAAAGGCCUGGCUGAAGUGAUUAAAGUAUUGAAGGAACCCGACCACUUUGGAAGUGUGAUUUCGAGCAUACUGAUUAUUGCUUUGUCGAUUUACAGAAAAUUCUGCAUUGAGCCAAAUUUCUGUAACAAUUGCGCGUUACUCGGAAAGACUUAUCACUGUAUUGGCUUAAUGAAGGCAUGCGAAGAUUUGAUUGUGGUCCGUCUGUGUAGCCUGAGAAUCCAUAGUAUUAGGAAUCAAUAUACUGUUUAAC